AUGGCCCUUGAGGUAUCGACAGUAGAGCUUCCACAUGAGCAGCUGUCUGACUCCUACCCUUCAAUCACACAGGCCGAUGUAAAGACGGCCGAUCCAGUUUCGAGCUUUCAAGAGUAUUCGGUUCUCGAACAACCUUCCCAGACCCAUCGCCCGCUGCGGGUUAUCACAAUAGGCGCCGGUGCCUCGGCCAUAAACUUUGCCCACGAGAUAUCCAUCUCUGAUCUGGAUGUUUCCUUGACCUGCUACGACAAGAACCCGGAAAUUGGAGGAACGUGGUUCGAAAAUCGUUACCCGGGUUGCGCUUGCGACAUACCAUCAGUAAAUUACCAGCUUUCCUGGGCUCCCGCAGUUUGGACGAAAUAUUAUUCUUCCGCUCCAGAGAUAUUGGCGUACUUUAAGAAGGUGGCGACGGACCAUGACCUGCUCAAAUAUAUGAAGCUGUCACAUCGAGUGAUAGGUGCGAUAUGGGACGAAGAUCGUGGGCAAUGGAACGUUGAAGUCCAGAAUCUUGUCUCAGGCGAGAUUCUCCAUGAUCGGUGCAAUGUCCUCAUUAAUGCUUCGGGCGUACUGAAUAAAUGGAAAUGGCCCUCGAUACCCGGCCGUGAGACCUUCCAAGGCACAAUGCUCCAUUCCGCAAACUGGGACACCUCGGCUGAUCUCACCGGUAAAAAGGUCGCUGUCAUCGGAGGUGGCAGCUCAGCAGUCCAGAUUGUACCCAAUCUGCAGCCUGUUGUCGGUGAGAUGACAUGUUUCUUGCGCUCAACGACAUGGGUGACGGCAGGGUUCGCACAGCGGUUUGCUGGCCCAAAUGGCACCAACUUCGAAUAUACCGAGCAGCAGAAGGAGAUAUUCAAGAACGAUCCCGUGAAGUAUCUCAAGUAUCGGAAGUGCAUUGAGUCCGAGCUCAAUGUUCGCUUCAGGUUCAUCCUCAACGGCUCCAUCGAACAAGCCAAUGCGAGAAAGUUUGCCGAGGAAGAUAUGAGGCGUCGCCUUGCGAAGAAGCCAGAAAUCGGUGAUCUUUUGGUUCCAAAGGACUACGCCGUGGGAUGUCGAAGACCCACGCCUGGGAACGGGUAUCUGGAGAGCCUGUGCGAGGACAAUGUGCACGUGGUGUCAGAGACCAUUUCUGAAAUCACGCCGACUGGCGUCAAGACAGCAGAUGGAAAGCUGCACGAGGUUGACGCCAUAGUAUGCGCAACCGGUUUCGAUGUUUCCUGGAGGCCAGCAUAUCCCACAAUCGGCCGAGAUGGCAAGGACUUGCGCGAGGUGUGGAAGGAGAAGCCUAGGUCAGUUACAGCAGAAUGCAUUGAAAUCCAAGACCGACUAACCGAACAGCAGCACAUACCUGUCAAUUACUGUCCCGGACUUUCCCAACUAUCUGAUCUUCAACGGGCCCUACGGACCUUACGGACAUGGGUCAUUCUUGCCCAUCACCGAGACGCUUGCGAGACAUUUCAUGCUGAUGCUCCGCAAGAUGGCAGGUGAGAGAGUCUCCUCCUUUGCGCCAACGCAAGCUGCUGUCGACGACUUUGCCGAGCACCGGAGGAAAUUCUUGCCACGGACAGCGUGGACUUCGCCGUGCCGAUCAUGGUUCAAAGGCGGGACGGUGGACGGCGAAGUCAUGAUGUGGCCAGGCUCCCGACUGCAAUUCUUCGAGGUGAUGAGACAGCCGCGAUGGGAAGACUAUGAUAUGCGACAUUGUGAGAGGAACAGAUUCGCGUAUUUCGGGAAUGGGUUCGCGACGCGAGAGAGCGACGGGAAGGAUCUGAGUUGGUACUUGGGGCAGCUCGGGGAAGAAGAUGUCCAGCCGUCUUUCACCGACGAGGAUCUCAAAGACUUUAUAGCCACGUCGCAAUAA
Messenger RNA from Lecanosticta acicola, 1858 nucleotides. NCBI's taxonomy places the organism in Eukaryota, Fungi, Ascomycota, Dothideomycetes, Mycosphaerellales, Mycosphaerellaceae. The record is from the annotation of a GenBank genome assembly.